AUGCCGGACCCUCCGGGCUACAACGGGCCGCGCUACACUGGCCCAGGCAGCAUCACCGACGGCUUCAUUGAUGGUCUGUUGGCCAUGCAGAAGGACGGUCAGCUCCUGCCGAAGAAGGAUGCGUACUUGAUCCUCUUGGACAUCAUCGAUCUCCUCCGAUCGGAAAAGACCUUGGGCCAGGCCUCCAUUCCCGCCGGCGGUCAGCUUACAGUGGUCGGCGACCUUCACGGCCAGUACUGGGACUUCUUGAACCUGCUCAGCAUGACGGGCAAGCCCUCGGCGAGUUCGCCCUUCGUCUUCAACGGUGACUUCGUGGAUCGAGGCUCCUGGUCCAUCGAGGUGAUCCUAUCGAUCUUCUCUCUGAAGCUGAAGGCUGCGGGAAACGAUCCGCAGUCCGUCUUCCUGAACCGGGGAAACCACGAGAUGCUGGAGACCAACAUCCUGUACGGCUUCUGCGGCGAAUGCGGCUCCAAGUAUGACAUGGAUCUCUUCAACCUCUUCUCUGAGGCCUUCCGGAAUCUUCCUCUCGCCCACUUGGUGGACGGCAAGGUGUUGAUUCUCCAUGGCGGUCUCCCCGGCUCGGUCCUGAGCGAAAGGAGGUCCGGACCCCCGAAUUUGGAUGCCCGGGCAGACGUGCCGGCCCUGGCACUUCCCGAGUCGACAGCCCCGGAAAAGCCUGAGCCGGUGUCGAGGCACGACCCCACGGAUGCGAUCCCGAUGACCGCCCUUCCCACGCUGGAGGAGAUUGCCUCAGUGGACCGCUACCUGGAGAUCACUCCCGAAUCGUAUGGGCAGUCUAUCGGCCCCACAACGACGGACAAGGAGGUGAAUGAUAUGAGGAAGCUGAUCGACAUCCUUUGGGGAGAUCCCCGUGGUGGGGACGGGUAUGGCCCUUCCUACAGAAAAGGCAAGGGUGUCUACAUGUUUGGUCCCGAUGUGACUUCCACCUUCUGCGAGAAGAACAACCUGCAGUGCAUCAUCCGGUCACACGAGGUGAAGGCCGAUGGAUACAGGUGGGAUCACAAGCAGCUGCUGAGCGUCUUCAGUGCGCCGAACUACUUGGACACUGGCAAUAACAAGGGAGCUUUCCUGAAGCUGACCAAGUCCGCAGAUGGCAGUGUCGCGAUAGAUCCUGUCAACUAUACGGCAGUCCCCCACCCUGAUGUGCCGCCCAUGAAAUGGCAGGAUCACAUCACCCAGAAUUAUGCUCAUCUCACCCGGCUGAUGAAGAAGAAGGUUUCAGCCACUACCUUCGACGAGUUCGGUGACAGCGACUUCGAGGGAUUGAUGAACUUCGACGAGUGGGAACCUGACGAGGCCGAGCAGUUCCAAGAGGCCUUCAAGGAGUCACAGGCUGGUUUCGCUUUGGCUCGAAUGGAAGCGCACACCGUGAGCGAACGGGAGGUGACCUUCUGCUUGAGGAAGUGGCCCGGCUACGUAGACUCCGAGCAUCCCUUUCCUUUCGAAACCCUUGGUUGCUAUACGGCCGCCACGGAGGAGGGCUGCGGCUGCUUUAAUUGGACCCUGCGUGCGGAGGAGUCCGGUCAGAGACUGCAGUAUCAGGUCUCAAUGGCGGGAUCACCGUUCCACCAGCACACAAAGCAUGUGUGGGCAACCCUGGAAAGAAUACCGUACAUCGCGCCGGUCGACCUUCAAUUCCCGGGAUCCGGCAGCCAGUUCGACUGUGAUUACACGCACCGGGACGAGCAUUUGACUCCGCUGGCCAGUUGCCCUUUUGCUUUGUAUUACCGGUCCCCCCCGGAAGUCAGCACAGUGGCGAAAGGCUCUUUCCAGCAUUGCUACAACUUGGAUGCCAAAGUCGGCCUAGUUUUGGAGUGGGAUUUACAUGAGACAACAUCGUCAUUGCAUGUCCAGAUCUCUGCAAGAGCAGAUACGGCAGACUACGUGUCCGUCGGAUUCCGGCCACUAGGUGGCUCCUCCAGUGAGUCAGCAAGGAGUGCAGGCACGGGUCGAGAAGAGCGCUUCGGGAUGGCUGGCGCAGACAUUGUUCUGGGACACACAGGAGGGGUGGAGCAGUAUUAUGCCAGCGCUUACUCCGGAGCCCCGGAUCCAGAUGACUCGUUGCAGAUUUGGGAUGCCUCUGUCGAGAAGCGGGGAGGGCGUCUCUUCUUGCGAUUCCGGCGGCCUUUGGUGGGCGGCUGGCUUCACUCUCAUGGUGUGAAUGCCUCCAUCCUCUCCAACCUGUCAGACAUGAUGUGGGCUGUAGGGAGGUGGAGCCAAGCCGACCAGGCACCUGCCUACCACGGAUUCCUGCGUGGCUGGAGGGAGGUGUACUGGGCAGAUCCCGAGUUGGACUCCCGUCCGCUUCUCUCCUUGCGCCCCUACAAGUGUGGCAUGACCCUCCACCCCUAG
Molecule: messenger RNA, 2373 nt
Organism: Symbiodinium sp. CCMP2456
Lineage: Eukaryota; Dinophyceae; Suessiales; Symbiodiniaceae
Source: the annotation of a GenBank genome assembly